GCCUAGUUACGCGUGCGGGUCAAGAAAGACAACUUGUAACAUGAGCGAUGAAUAUACACUCCCUUGUAUACAUGUCCGAAACAUCGAAAUCGUCAAAGAAGGGACGAACUAUGCAUUCCGACGCAUAGAGAAAUUAUUACUUCAUACUGCACGACAAAGCUGAAUUUGUGUAUUUUGCACAGCUUUUUUUUUUUUAGAAACUCCUCUGUCUUCUAGCCUCCUGACACAAGAUGGCGACAAUGGAAGGCGGAAGCAAUUUUGACCCCACGGCAGUGUGUAGUGUAUGUCUACUACCUUUCGUCGGUCGACAGCCGAAAAUACUUCCAUGCUUCCAUACUUUCUGUUUACCGUGCCUCACUUCAAUGGUAAAACAUCAAACACCACAGGCAGGGGAAGGACCAGGUGCUGACAAAGAUGCUCAAAACAGAGUAUGCAUAACAGCCAUUGCCUGCCCUACAUGCAAUAAAGUUGUUCCAGUACCCACAAGUGGAGUGGCCAACUUUCAGGCAGCAAAUGGCAGCAGCAGUACAUUAGAGGCGGAUAAUAAGGUUGAAUCUUCAGAUGGAGUUAAUGUUUCCCUUGCUGAUGACAAAUUCAAGAUAAUGACGCAGGGAAAACAUCUAGAUGACUUUGGGCCUUAUCAUAUGUCAAGACCUGAGAGAGACAUUGUCCGUGAGUGCUUGGUUGGUGUGGGGUCAGCAUUGCAGGCUGCAUGUGACAAUUUAUUGGCACAGACGAAUGCACCAUGCAUGGCACCAGUGGCACUAAUGCAUCUGACUCAGACUAGGGAAACAGUUGCUUCUAAUGCAGUCUUGGGCACAGGCAAUCACAGUAUGGCUGUAAAUAACCUAAACUUGCAGUGCAGCGUAGAUCUGUCAAGGAAUCGCCCUGAGCCAUUUAACACAUACGGAAACAAGCAAAGCCUUUUGAGUAAAGAUACUUCCAAGAAGCAGGCCUUGGUGCAAAACAACAUGGCAAGCAUUGAUGUUGUUGCUGAUUGUACACAACUAUCUGUGACUGGUUUUUCAGGUGAUGUGAAACUUGGAAAUACUUCAUUAAUGGCAUCAGUUUCUGGAGUGACUGAAGGCCUUCAGGCACAGCUUGACAGUGUGUUGGAGAAGAUAGCCUUCCUUGAAAACAGAGUGCAUAUUCUUGAAGCAGACAAUGCAUCUCUCAGACACAUGUACUUAGGUAUGAGUAGAGAAGUUACUUCUGUUCGUGAUAAAAAUGUUCUCUUGUGCCAAAAUGUGGGCCUCCUUUUGACAGAAAAUGCCAAGUUUAACAGGGAACUAGCAAGGCUUCACCAAGACUUCAAGGCUGAGACUGCAUCUUUGGAGCAAGAAUUUGUAGCACAGAGUUCUAGGAUUUGCAAUGACAUUGCAGUUGUUCAAACAUUUUUCAAUGGCUUUCAGGAUUUGCAUCGACCUCCAAGAGUGGCAGAGCUGCCUGAUGUAAUGGGAAAUGCCUGUGCUUCAGUCAAUCAAGUUGCCUUCAAUGCAUGGCUUAAAGAGAGCGUCACGACAACAGUAGAACAGACCCUUGUGAUAAGCAAAGUGACCUUGAAUGUUGGAGAAGGUUACAACCCUCAUACAGGUACGUUUACUGCUCCUAUGUCAGGCACUUAUCUGUUUAUCUUCACCAUUUGGUCCGGCACAUCACAGAAUCGAUCUGGGGUUUUCAUUGUCCUAGAGAAUGAAGUGAUUGGAGGUGCUUGCACUGCCAAUGAGAAUUCUUGCACAGGAUACAGUGUGGCCCAUGUAAGCUCUGGGCAAAAGGUCUGGCUGAGAACCCUUGGUGGUGAAGAAAUCUCCAUUGAAUGUGGAAGCACUUUUGGUGGUUUGCUUAUUCAGGCAGAACAAUGAGUGCCCAUAUUGCUACGUGAGGGGUUACACAUCUAAGAAUGCACUAAUAGGUCAAAACAGUAGAAAUUAUGUAACAGGGUAAAAAUACAUUAAUGGCCCAGAAAUUUGGUAGCAAACUGCUCUUGGUGCUGCUGCUUCAAUGUUGUAAAGUGAUUACCCUAAAGAGAGUCAAGUUUUGGGAAGUCAAGAAGAUAAUCUGUCAUUUUGUUUCAUGUUAUUAUAAGUUCAUUUUACAGGUGUAUCCAGGAAGUGAUUCUUUGCCAUUAGUCCAGAAAACUGUGAUAGACUGAAGCCAUGAUAGAGUGGAGCUUAAAUGAAGUGUACGAGUUUUUUCUUUUUUGGUGGUCUGCUGGAUCAGGCUGUAUGGCGAAUCCAUAUGUUGCCAGCAGAUGUGGUAGAAUUCUACUCUGAAUGCAGAUAGUAUGGAUUUUUUGAAGGAAAUAGAGGAGAAUUUGGUUUUGUGAGCAGGUUCUGUGAUCAAUUGAUUCUCCUGGAACAUUGUACAUUAACAAGCUUUAUAUGUGAUUAAGUUGGCGGUGCACUGCUUGUACUUGUAAGAGGGUAAAUAACAUUUAUGAAUGUACUUUUUUUUAUCGUUGAAUUCCAUCAAUUGUCGUAUAUUUGUUUAUCAUGUCCAUUUGAAAAGGAGUGAACACUUCCAACACGAAACUCAAACUGUCCUGGAAAGAGCUUAGAAAAGAGUAAACAGACAAGAUAAAUAGCUGGUGAACAAGAGAUACCUUAAGAAGAACCUAAAUGUCUGUAGAGGCAGUGUAAAAGAUGUACAGAUAAUUUUUGUUGUAAUUUUUGUUAUGAGGUUUCUGCUACAGGUCAUUGUAAUUUUUUGCUUCAAAAUUUAGUACUUCAUCCUAUAGCAUUUUAAGUAUUUUAUUUGAGUAAGGACAGGUUCUCAUGCACCAAGAGCAAGUUCUUUUAAAUUUUGACACCACAUUGGAGAAAGAUGAAACACAGAACAAAUAGAAAAUAGUCUGAAUGGGUAAAAUGUAUCCUUAAUUUUUAUUUGCUGCUUUUGGUCAAAAGAGUUGUCCAAGAAAAAUAAUGAAAAAAAAGAAAAAAGUUUUUUUAUCUUGUCAGAAAUAAGAAAGGUUAGAAUUUUUGUGAAAUUAGUGCUCACACAAUUAUAUAGUUUCUUACAAUUAUUUUUAAUCACUUCAUUUAAAUGUUUUAGUCAUGUUUAAGAAAAUAUAUUAACGACGGACAGAUUUAGUUAUGAAGGGUGAACUUGCUUAUUCAGAAAGGAAGCUUUGUUUACUUGGAAUAGUUUAUAUAUAUUUGAAUGUUAUUUUAUGAUUCCAUCUAUACCUGAUAUUACGCUGAAAAUAUUUGGACAGCAGUCAUUGUAUUAGCUGCAAUUGCUCAAGGUGGACUAAAUCAAAAGUUUAUUCCUUUGCUAAGGAUGUUUAUAAACUGCAUUAUUUAGUCACUGAGAUUAUUAGCUCAGGCAGUUUUGUUCCCAUUAUAGUGAGAAAUAUGAGGGUAUAAAAUAUAAAAUGGCAACCAGCUGACAUUUGCCUAAAAUCCAAUGCAUUUUAUGUUCCUGUUGCAAUCAUUUAUUCAGAACAGUAUUUUUGUUGUUGUUUUGACCAGCAUUAUUUUUUGACAUCAAUCUGACUUGUUUUGUUCUUUAAUGACAAGAAUGUUGUCUCAUAUUUUGUUAAUGAUGAAAUUAUCAUUACUUUUGCUCAAAAGUUUCUAAUUAAUUCUUUUUCACUUAAAAAAAAUCCAUUUAUUGUUAAAAGCCUGUCUGAAGUAAAAAGCUUUGUUCAUAUUCAAAAUAAAGACUCUGACAAUGUAUCCUUCAGACAUAAAAAGUAUUAAUUUGCAUAUUCAAUCCCUCUUCCUUUUCUGUCCUAUCCUGUUCCUUCAUAUGCAAAGAAAAAAUUUGGUUAACAUCACAUUGCAAGUUGUAUACUUUAUGAGGAACCAGAUGAAUAUAUUAUUGCGCAUUAGGAACGAGAAUGGCUAUCACUGGUUGAUGUGUGUGCUCUGUCAGUCCAAUGUCUAAGCCAGUUUUCCAUUUCUUUCAGAAUUUAGAAAUGUUUCAAGAAAUUAAAUUCCAUACAUAAAUUUAAACAUAUAUAUUAUGCUUGGCAUAGUUGAAUGUGGUUUUCAAAAAUGGAUAUCUGAGUUACUCUAUAAUCAAAACAAAGCAAUUAAGAGUUUUUUUUGGCAUAGUACAACAAGUCUGUAAAAACAAAUCCUUUAUUGUCUAAAACUGUAUACUGGAAAUGUGACAUGUCACAUGAAUGAAACUGUUGAAUAGUUGCAAUAAAAGAUUAUGCCCAGAUAAAAGAAUGGAAGCGGAUUAAGGUACUGAUUUGGCAUGGUAAAUUAUCAUGAAGAAUAACUCAUAAUUCCCAGGAAAUGGAAGUGCUGUGUUGCAGUUUCUGGUCUUUAUAUUCUUCGAUAGCAUGAUGAUGGUUUUCAUUUUUACAGGGUGUGUGUUUACAAUACAGGCAAUCUUAUGUACAAUCAGAUUUUGCCCUGUAUGUGCCUUCAUGGCUUUUUGCUGAUUAUUGGAAAAUAUGCUUGAACUUGUUCCAUGCUAUUCCAUCAAAACUGACAAGCCAUUAGAAUACCAUGCACAAAGUCAUGGGUUUUUUUUUUCAAUACCAUACCUGCAGACACGAUCAUCUUUUAUCAUUUAACAUAAUCUUGUGAAUGAAGUCAGAAGCCAUGACAAAAUAGUAAUGAAUUACAAUUCAGUAUGUAUAUUUAUAUACUGGUAUGUCUAUAAUGCAGGCAAAUGCACAAACCAAAUUUCUGGGAAGGGGUGAAGUUUCUUGUGCACUUUGACAUAAUUCAGUAAAAUUGUAUUUUUGUUUAAAAAUUGAAAUUCAGUUUUAUAAAUUUAUAAGGCUGUCAGCAAAGAGUGUUGUAAUUUACACUUCAGCUCUUCAGAGUCAAUGUCAUAGAUGACUGUGCCAUAAACAUAUCAAAUAUUCAGUGGUGGUUUGUAAGUUAAAUGUUUUGUUGAGGAUACGUGUGUAGAAAUGGAGUUGUUUCAUCUCGGACACCUGCAACCAACUUUCAGGGCUGAGAGACUUAAAACCUUGCACACAUUUUACCAUAAAUUUGACCAUUGGUUUGUUUUAAAUAGUGUAAAUUUUGAAUUUGUUGUUUGUGCAAUUUGACAUUGUGCCAGUAUUAUUGCCUCUUUUAAAUAUGCCUGUUUUUGCCCCAUUUUGUGUGCAAUGUAUAAUGUUGGAAAUUGUAUUCUUGGAAAAUAAAUCAAAUAUACCAAGAUCA
Messenger RNA from Pomacea canaliculata, 5132 nucleotides. RefSeq lists its product as uncharacterized. The coding region runs from base 231 to 1862 and encodes 543 amino acids. Lineage: Eukaryota; Metazoa; Mollusca; Gastropoda; Architaenioglossa; Ampullariidae. Gene Ontology annotation, molecular function: protein binding; metal ion binding. The transcript has 4 exons. The record is from RefSeq and is a predicted model, not a curated record.